Molecule: messenger RNA, 1836 nt
Organism: Rhinichthys klamathensis goyatoka
Lineage: Eukaryota; Metazoa; Chordata; Actinopteri; Cypriniformes; Leuciscidae
Gene: serpine3
Product: serpin peptidase inhibitor, clade E (nexin, plasminogen activator inhibitor type 1), member 3
Exons: 9
Coding region: 324-1601 (425 amino acids)
Biological process (GO): negative regulation of endopeptidase activity
Molecular function (GO): serine-type endopeptidase inhibitor activity
Source: RefSeq, a predicted model, not a curated record
UCUUUUCGAGUGGGGAUUUGCUGGUCGGGCGCAUGCCUCCCUCUGCCUGGCUCCUUAUAGUGCCUGGCGGGAGGCAGGAAUUCUGACCGAGUGGUACGGACAUCGCCGCCAGAGACCACAAACACGGAGCUCUCCCUUUAAACAAGGUCUCAUGAUCGACAACUCUUUCAAUCAGUUGUCCUGGCGUGGAGGAUCAGGGCGAUCGCACGUCUUCCUUCACUUAUAGAGCAAAGCGCGUGAGUGACAGUGACAGUGGAACUGAACAUCAGCAUCUGACACUCAAAGAAUCCACAGACGACGAGCAAGAUGUUCCUGUUGGUUUUAUGUUUGCAGAUUUUGACCUGUUGAUCAUGCAUCAGCUGUCUGUGAUUUCCCUGUUGGCCUGUCUGUGGCUGGUGAAGCGCUGCCAUGGCAACAGUAGUUUGGGCAACAGCCUCAAUGAUCUACACACUCAGUUUGGUGUCAGCCUCUACCAAACGCUCACAGAGAUAGAGAACAACUCCAACCUGAUCGUGUCUCCAGCCAGCGUCUCAUUGUGUUUGGGACUUCUGCAACUAGGUGCCAGGGGCAACACUUUAGCACAGCUUGAGGGAACUCUGGGAUAUGAUGUCAAUGAUGCUCGUGUACAGGACAUUUUGUCUCGGCCACAAGGAGACCUGGGUAAUUCCAGUGAUGGGGUGCGCCUUCAGCUUGCCAAUGCCUUAUUUGUCCAGAGUGGUGUGAAACUCCUGCCAGAAUUUACCCAGCAUGCCUUGGGAUGGGGUAAUAGUAGUCUACUGAGUGUAAACUUCAGUAAUCCCAACUACACUCAUAGUCGGCUACAGCAAUGGGCACGUUACCAGAGUAAAGCGGAUGACCAUCUCCAGACAAGAGCGGAGCAGCUUGGGUCCGGUGAGGCCCAGGAAGAGGCCUCCGGGAGAGACAGUUUGCUGCACAUUGCUCUUCUGAGCACGGUGGUGUUCCAUGGUGCCUGGCAGAAACAAUUUCUCUUCACUGAGACUCAGAACUUGCCCUUCACCCUCUCAGACGGCAGCACAGUCAAAGUGCCCAUGAUGUACCAGUCAACCGAAGUCAAUUUUGGGCAUUUCCGACUGCCUUCAGAGCAGGAAUACACUGUGCUGGAGCUGCCAUACCUGGAUCGCUCCCUCAGGCUUCUGGUGGCGUUACCUGGUGACCGGAAAACCCCUCUGUCACAGCUGGAAAAGCAGCUCACGGCCCGUGCUGUGGGACUGUGGGAUACUGGAUUAAGGCGCACUAAGAUGGAUAUAUUUCUGCCCAGGUUUAAGAUGCAGAGCAGGUUCAAUCUGAAGCCUGUUCUUCAAUCUCUCGGUAUCUCUGAUGUCUUCAGUCCCUCAGCUGCUGAUUUUAGAGGCAUCUCAGAUGGGGAAGGGCUUUUUGUAUCAGAGGCUUUCCAUGAGGCAAGAAUAGAGGUGACAGAGGAAGGGACAAAAGCAGCUUCAGCAACUGCGAUGGUGCUACUGAAAAGAUCCCGUUCAGCAGUUUUUAAAGCAGAUCGACCAUUUCUCUUUAUCUUGCGACAGAUCAAUACAGGUUCGUUGCUGUUUAUAGGUCGGGUUCUGAAUCCAGCUGAGAUGUCUUGAGAAGAUCCAUGCAAUCACAACUACUUCAAAUUAUGAACACACACUCACACUUGGCAAAAUCAUAAAAAAAAUUAUAUUAACAUGACUCCACACACCCCUCCUCCUUCAUGGUUGGGUGGUGAGAGGAAUAUUUGAGGACCAUUAGGAGGGUCCACUGACACUUCAGGAAGAGGGAUGAGACUUUUGUACAUAUUUGUAAAUAAAAUUUUAUUACAUCAGGGUUUUUUGCACUUCA